Striga asiatica is the source of this 324-nucleotide messenger RNA. The record is from the annotation of a GenBank genome assembly. Lineage: Eukaryota; Viridiplantae; Streptophyta; Magnoliopsida; Lamiales; Orobanchaceae.
CUUUUCUCGACACUUGUUUUCUCCUUGUUGAUAACACCAGCUCAAGCUUCUGUUUUCUCGACCUUUGCAAUCAGCUUCGCCACAAAUCGAGACGAAUACGCGUACAGUGCAAAUAACGUUGCCGGCGGCGGGAGUAGGGAGACGGGCGAGAUGGCGCUGAGAUGCAGACCCUCCGCUGGCGUCGGGAAUCACCCCAUGGCCAGAAAGGCGGAGCCCGAAGGAUAUGGCUGCCCAUCACUGGUCCAACCUAUGGUUGGAGGAGCGGAGCAAGCCGCGGCGGCAGAUAGAGAGGAGGGGCGCCGAAUACUGAGAUUUGCUUUUUGA